Messenger RNA from Dunckerocampus dactyliophorus (ringed pipefish), 3399 nucleotides. It is a transcript of the gene stox1, whose product is annotated as storkhead box 1. Gene Ontology annotation, biological process: positive regulation of transcription by RNA polymerase II. Gene Ontology annotation, cellular component: nucleus; cytoplasm. The coding region runs from base 108 to 3158 and encodes 1016 amino acids. The transcript has 4 exons. Gene Ontology annotation, molecular function: DNA-binding transcription activator activity, RNA polymerase II-specific; RNA polymerase II transcription regulatory region sequence-specific DNA binding. The record is from RefSeq and is a predicted model, not a curated record. NCBI's taxonomy places the organism in Eukaryota, Metazoa, Chordata, Actinopteri, Syngnathiformes, Syngnathidae.
GAGAGGAGGAUCUUACUAUACCUCCAUUAUGACUAUCGCGCUUUAAUUCAACAAGUCUCUUCUUUCCCUCUACUCUUCCUCGAGCCUGUUCAGCGCACUUCCCGGCGAUGUCUCUCCUCCAGCCGCGGUUCGUGCAACUCUCCGCCGCCUCCCUCGCGGUGGUGUUCGGCCCGGACGAGGAGAGCCAGCAGCACAGCAGCAACCACCGCAGCGGCACCACCACGGGGCUGGAGGUGUUUGCGGACUUUAAGGCGCAAAACCUGCGCAGCUUUUGGAAUAAACGACUCGUCAGGGCCAUGGGAGAGGUGCACUUUCAAGGCUGGAUGGAGAACUUGGUGCUUUUCAUACAAGGGAGCGUCGGCAGCUUGGAGGUGCUGAGAGAAGCGUGGAUGCGGAGAGCCCUCAAGUCCGCCAAAGGCUUGCUCAUCAGAGCUGUGGGUGACCUGUCCCCGUUGCAGAUGUCCCCCAUCCCGCAGUCCCAGUUCAUUCCCUUAGCAGAAGUGUUGUGCUCUGUCAUCUCAGAUAUGAACUCCUCCCAAAUCACCGUCAACCAGGAAGCUCUUGUAAAUUACAUGAGCAAAGCACAUCCAGGAAUAACCAUCCCUACUCAGGAUAUCCUCUACAGUACUUUAGGCACUCUGAUCAAGGAGCGCAAAAUUUAUCACACAGGCGAGGGCUACUUCAUCGUUACACCUCAGACUUAUUUCAUCACCAGUAACAUGGCUCAAGAGAAGAGUUUGUGGACUUCAGGUUCAGCGGAUGACCCUCCAUCACCUCCUCCUAUUACAUAUCUUUUGAGCAAUGACAUCUGUGUGGAGAGCACUCAGACGCCCCCGGUGGCACACUGCAAGUCUUGCAGCUGCUUCAACCCACUCCCAACAUCUACCAAUGUCAUCACCGCUAAUGUAACUUCAACCCUUCUUCCAUCCACUGUGCCAGAUCAGAAUUCUGUCUCUGUUUCUGUGAGUGAAUGCACAGGCAAGAGCUUAAAAUGGCCUCGACAGUCCGAUCCCAAACCCUCGGUGCAGCAUCAGUCCACUUCCACAGCAGCCGACUGCCAGGUGAGUGAAAUCAGCAAAACGACGGGAACUAUCAACACCGCUAUCCGCAAAGAGAAGGAUAGCAAGCCAAAAAAGUUUGGUCUCAGUUUGUUCUGGAGGAAUGGAGGUAAAAAAGAGAAGCCGAAGAAGGAGUAUGCAUCCUUCUCCGGCCAGUUUCCUCCAAAGGAGUGGCCAGUCAGAGAUGAGGAUGACCUAAACAACUUACCCCGUGACCUGGAGCACGCCAUCAUCAAACGCAUCAAUCCAGAACUCACUGUCGACAACCUGACACGCCACACCGUCCUAAUGAAGAAGCUGGAAGAGAGGCGGGAGAAGGCUCUGGACAAAGGAGUAAACAAGGGCAUGUCAACUGAGAUCGUUGCAAGUUCAAAACCGAGGCAUCACCACUCCUCCAAGUCAGGGAAAAGAUCUACACAGAGAAACUCCCGUAGCAAGCGGAGGAUCCACUCCUCCAGAGAAAAGCAACGGGAGAAGAUGAAGAAUAAAGUUGCUUUAUGUACAAAUGCUAAUCCAGAGGGGGAGGAUUUGAUCCCCACUCGGCUACGAGUGGAAAUCCCUACUGAGGAACGCAGGAAAGUGGAUGAUGGUGUCUCUCUUUACAAGAAACGCAUCGAAAAUCCUUUCCAGAUUUAUCCAGACCCAUCCGAGCCUGGAGUUCCUCCCUCUGUCAGUCGGGAGAAUCGGAGACGCAAGCCCAAAGACGGCUGGUCAUCUGGGAGAAAGGAACGGAGUCAUCGCUCCAAAUCGUGGGACCCGCAUCAGGCCAAGCUGAGCGUGGCAGGUGUAGAGCAUACAGGAAACUCUCCUGUUUCUGAGGACAAAUACAAUCAGGGCAGGGAUUAUAAUUCGGAACAUCUGCUGCAGUCCGACUUGCAGCUGGACUACAGCUCAGAGUAUCCACAGAGCUGCACGCUCCGGAUUGAAGACAAGAUUCGACAUCAGAGGGACGGAAACUUGAAAGACUUCAACAACCACGCUUUGAGUGUUGGACUCUCAAAUACACAGCUAUUCACCAAUUCUGAUGCUACACAACCCAAGCUUGGAAUAAACCACUCUUACGACACAACCGUGGCCUGGCCCAAGCCCUCUUUACAGCGCAAGCACUCCCUCAGACUAGCAACACAGCAAAGAGAUGAUAAGUCUGAUGAGCUUUCUCUUCGUCAUCCUGCCUGUGAAAACACAACCACUGCAGAGCCAAAGGACAUUAGAAGCUUUAAUGUCAACAGAGAGCCAGCAGUUGAAGACUGUCUCUCAACAACAAACACUGAUGGCUUUAGAGAGGAUGACCACAGACUCUACCAGAGAAUGGACCAGCAUAAGGAUGAGGACACUUGCAGCUCCCUGUGUUUGAAUGAGGACGAUAUUAUUGAAGCUGCCAAGGUGUACUCCUCCAGCAUAUCAGAACACCACAACCCCCAGUUAGUUUACCAUAAAUAUGAGUGUCGGGGAUCAGACGCUCACUUUUACAAUUCAGACUUUCACCAUCAACAAGCUGCCUCAAUACAAGAUUCAAGGGAGGUUUCUCUACCUGUGGAGACCACGUGGAGACGUCGGCAUCAUCAGCAGAGUACUGUAUCACCAGGGACUCAAGAUGAAACCAGCUCUAGGAAAGAAGCAUUGUUCCAUGAAGGUUUACACAAGUCCAACCUUGAUUUGGACUGCCCUGAACCACCUGAGGCCUUUGACAGCAGCAUCUUUGACUACUGCCCGACGAGCGAGAUCGAAUCAGAUGCAGAGACUGUCCGCAAGUCCACUGAUGAGGGGGAUGGUGAAUUGGCUCAUUGGGCGGCAGAGGUGGAGGAAGAAACACUGCAGGAUAAAUUUGAUCAGAGGGGAGUUCCUGUGACUCCAGGAGCGAGUCUGAGUGCACCUAGGCGGGCAGAAACUGGAGAACUGGUCGAGAACCAGAGCAUCACAGGAGACAGUGGCAUAGACUCUCCACGGACCCGGAUCAGUUUGUCCUCCAGUAACACGGUCAUUCUGGACGGUCUGAAGAGAAGAGGGUUUCUGCAGAACCUGGAAAAACUGCACUCAAAGAGCAGCACCAUUCGACCUCAGAGCUCGCUGCUGCAGCUCACUCCUGUGAUGAACGUUUAAACGUUAUUUUUCUACAACUUGGACUGUUUUCAUCGCAAGUUCUAUGCAACUCUUGUGAAGCAGGAGGCAAUACAACUGGUUUGUACAGACGCUGCAUGUAUAUUUGUCCUUAUUGUAAAUCAUUUAUAAAGUGUAUUAAUGAAGGGCUUACGGGGUUAAAAUGUACAGUUUUGCAUAUUUUUCUCUUGGGUAAAAAAGUGUAGCUUGCUCUUGUAGAGUUUUUUAAAAAUAAAAUUAUAUA